Pseudozyma hubeiensis SY62 is the source of this 1056-nucleotide messenger RNA. RefSeq lists its product as hypothetical. Gene Ontology annotation, cellular component: nucleus; cytoplasm. Gene Ontology annotation, molecular function: heat shock protein binding. The record is from RefSeq and is a predicted model, not a curated record. Lineage: Eukaryota; Fungi; Basidiomycota; Ustilaginomycetes; Ustilaginales; Ustilaginaceae. The transcript has 2 exons. The coding region runs from base 1 to 1056 and encodes 351 amino acids.
AUGGACGAAGAAGAUCCCGGACUGCAGUUCUUCCCGGAUGGCAACGUCGACCUCUACGGCACACUCGGCGUAGCCAAGGAGGCGACUCAGGAAGAGAUCAAAAAGGCAUACAAGAAACUGGCACUCAAGUUCCAUCCAGACAAGGUGCUCUCCAACUCUGCCUCGGCUGGCGGUCAAGAUGCCAUCCAGCAGUUCCAGAAGAUCGGCUUUGCCUAUGCCGUGCUCUCCGACGAAGUGCGACGUCGCAAGUUCGACAACACUGGUUCGACCAAGGAGCUCAUGGUAGGCGAGGGCGAUGCGGAUUUCGACUGGAACGAAUACUUCAAAGAGCUCUGGACCGGCGAAGUGUCACGGCAAACGCUUGACGAGUUCAAGAAGAAGUACCAAGACUCUGAAGAGGAAAAGGAGGACAUCUUGGCCGCCUAUGAGGAGACGGAAGGCGAUCUAGCGGGCAUCUUUGAACACGUUCCCUGCAGCGAGUUCCUCGCUGACGAGGAUCGAUUUGUCCGCAUCAUCGACGAUGCCAUCGAAGCGGGAGAGAUCAAAGCAACAGCGACGUGGAAGCGAACUAAGAAGGACGAAGCGGGUCGGAAGGCGCUGCGUCAAAAGGCACAGGGCGAAGCAGCGGAAGCGGAAAAACUGGCAAAGGAGCUCGGUGUGUGGGAUGAUCUCUUUGGCUCUGGCAAAGGAAAAGGCAAGCCUGCUCGUGGGUCGAAAGCGAGUGCCGACUCGAAGAACGGAAGCAAAGGAGGCAAGGCAUCCAAAUCCAAAUCGAAGGCCGACGAUGCGGGAGACGACGACGAUCUUGCUGGUCUCGCAGCGUUGAUCCAGCGCAAAAACCAGAACCGCGUCUCUCAGUUCGACGACAUGAUCGCCAAACUCGAGGCAAAAGCGGGUGUCAAAGAGAAGCGCCCGAGCGACGAAGAAUUCGACCGCAUCCAGGCAGAGAUGAUGGCGCGCAAGAAUGGUGGCAAGGAGAACAGAGGGGCAGACAAGAAGCGCGCUUCCGCUGCUCCGAGUGGCGCCUCGUCCAAGAAGAAGAAGAGCAGCAAGUAG